This is a messenger RNA of Linum trigynum, 408 nucleotides long. The record is from the annotation of a GenBank genome assembly. NCBI's taxonomy places the organism in Eukaryota, Viridiplantae, Streptophyta, Magnoliopsida, Malpighiales, Linaceae.
AUGUCUGUUGACGACGUGGUGGCGAAAGCUCCGCGGGCCUCGAGGGGCGAGAGGAAGAAGAGGAAGGAAACUGCGCCAUCUGAGCGCUCAAAGAAGAAGGAAGUUGCACCGUCUGAGCGCGUGAAGAGGAAGGAAGUUGGGCAGCCUUCGGCGGCAGAGAAUCCCCGCAAGGUGGCUCAAGUGGAUACCCAACCGGCGCGGGUGGUUGAGCAAGCGGCUCAAACUGAGCGGGCAGCUGAGCGGGUGACUGAGAGAGCGGGUCAACAGUUGCCGCUUGUGAUCAUGGAUGGGGAUGCGUCCGGCGCACGCGUUGAUGCGUCUCAGCGUCCGGAGAAGUCGGCGGCCGGGAGUUUGUCUGGUGCGACGCUUCAACAGAGGCUGCCCGAGAUGGCCUCUGCCAUCAACUAA